UGUACCGUUUCACAACAAACGGAUAGGGAGACGCGUCUGAAGAACUCCGCUGUUAACGUUUAUUUCCUUACAUCGCAAUGAAAUGAGGGGAGCAUGGGGGCCAAAGAGUCGAGGAUAGGAUUCCUGUCGUAUGACGAGGCCGUCAAGAGAGUCACCGAUGUGGAACUGAAGCGGCUGAAAGAUGCCUUCAAGAGAACCAGCGGCGUCUCCUGUUACAUGACCCAGCAGUGCUUCUACAGGGAAGUACUGGGAGAUGGAGUUCCCCCUAAAGUUGCCGAGGUGAUCUACACAUCAUUCGGAGGCUCGUCCAAAGGGCUGCACUUUAACAAUCUGAUCGUGGGUCUGGUGCUUCUGACCCGAGGACGCGAUGAGGAAAAGGCCAAGUACCUCUUCAGCCUGUUUGCCAGCGAUCUGGGCGGAUAUGCAGCCAGGGAAGAUAUAGAAGCAGUUCUGCAGGUCCUGGAUGGAGAAGUCCCUGCCUCCCUCAGGAAGUGCUUCAGUGAGGUUGACAAGGUGAACUAUGAGCGUUUCAGGAACUGGCUCCUGCAGAACAAAGAGGCUUUCACUUUGUCCAGAUGGCUCCUGUCCGGAGGAGUGUGUGUCACGCUCACGGAUGACAGCGACACACCCACCUUCUACCAGACCCUGGCUGGCGUCACACACUUGGAGGAGUCUGACAUUAUAGACUUGGAGAAGCGCUACUGGCUGCUGAAAGCUCAGUCCAGGACCGGCCGCUUUGACUUGGAAACUUUCACACCGCUGGUCUCUCCUCCCAUCCACUCCUCACUGAAUGAAGGCUUGUUUCAUGCCUUCGAUGAGAAUCGGGACAAUCACAUUGACUUUAAAGAGAUCUCUUGUGGGCUCUCUGCAUGCUGCAGGGGGCCUGUCGCCGAAAGGCAGAAAUUUUGCUUCAAAGUGUUCGAUGUGGACCGAGACGGGAUCCUGUCUCGAGAUGAACUCCAUGAAAUGGUCGUGGCCUUGCUGGAGGUGUGGAAGGAUAAUCGCACAGACAUACUCCCUGAGCUGCACAGUAGUGUGUCAGACAUAGUAGAGGGCAUCCUGAAGAUGCAUGACACGACCAAGCUGGGUCACCUGACCCUGGAGGACUACCAGAUCUGGAGUGUGAAGAGCGCUUUGGCCAACGAGUUCCUCAACCUGCUUUUCCAGGUUUGCCACAUAGUUCUGGGGCUCAGGCCUGCUACUCCUGAAGAGGAGGGACAGAUCAUCAGGGGUUGGUUAGAGAGAGAGAGCAGACAUGGGCUGCAGCAAGGCCAGAACUGGUUCCUCAUCUCCAUGGUGUGGUGGCAGCAGUGGAAGGACUAUGUUAAAUACGGCAGUCCCUGCUGUUGUCUCCCUGUCCAGGAGCAUAAGGGCAUCGUGGUGGAGCAGCCGUCCAUCCUGAGCUCGCUGCGGACUCCGAUGGCCACGGCCACCAUAGAGCCCGCCCCUCCAGACAGACUGGUAGGACUGGGAGCCAUCAGCCCCGUCAGCCCCACGGAGGAGAGGUCACCUGAUGCUGUGUCCAGCGCCUCAGAGGCUACAGAGACAGCAGCCCUGAGCCCACAGGUAGCUCCCUCCGCCACAGAGAGCUGUUUCGCCCGUCAGCACAACGUAUCGGACAAUAACAAUCAGUGUUUUUCUGGAGCCAACGGUCAUCUCCCCUCCCAGCUGGCAGCACAAAGACCUGGAGCCAUCGACAACCAGGCUCUGGUCAACACCGACCCCAUGAAGGCCCCUACGUUAACCAUGGAGGGAGGAAGGCUGAAGCGAUCCCUGCAGCUGGUACCAGGUCGAGACUUUGAGACGAUGCCAGAGCCGGUGUGGCGGGCACUUUACCACUGGUACGGAGCCAACCUCAGCCUGCCACGACCGGUAAUCCUAGACAGCAAGACAGCCAAAGCAGAACUGGAGCUCUUCCCCCGCUACCUCCUCUUCCUUCGCCAGCAGCCGGCCACACGCUCCCCCCAGUCCAACAUCUGGGUCAAUAUGGCAGGUAAUGUUCCAUCCCCGAACGCCCCCCUGAAGAGGGUGUUGGCCUACACGGGCUGCUUCAGCCGCAUGGGCACCAUCAAGGACAUCCACCUGUACCUGUCCCAGAGGCUCCGCAUCAAAGAGGAGGACAUGAGACUCUGGCUCUACAACAGUGAGAACUACCUCACCCUCCUGGACGAUGAAGAUCACACUCUGGAAAGUCUGAAGAUCCAGGAUGAGCAGCAGCUGGUUAUUGAGGUCAGAAACAAAGACAUGAGCUGGCCAGAGGAAAUGUCCUUCAUUGCCAACAGUAGCAAAAUGGACAGACACAAAGUUCCUACAGAGAAAGGAGCCACUGGCCUCAGUAACCUUGGCAACACCUGCUUCAUGAACUCCAGCAUCCAGUGCGUGAGCAACACCAAGCCUCUCACAGACUACUUCAUCUCAGGGCGACACCUCUAUGAGCUCAACAGAACCAACCCCAUCGGGAUGAGAGGUCACAUGGCCAAGUGUUACGGCGACCUGGUGAUGGAGCUGUGGAGCGGGACGCAGAAGAACGUGGCUCCACUUAAACUCAGGUGGACGAUAGCAAAGUAUGCCCCUCGCUUCAACGGCUUCCAGCAGCAGGACUCCCAGGAGCUGCUGGCCUUCCUGCUGGACGGCCUCCAUGAAGAUCUGAACCGGGUCCACGAGAAGCCCUACGUGGAGCUGAAGGACAGCGACGGUCGGCCCGACUGGGAGGUGGCCUCUGAGGCGUGGGAGAACCACCUGCGUAGGAACCGCUCCAUCGUGGUGGAUCUGUUCCACGGUCAGCUCAAGUCCCAGGUGAAGUGUAAGACCUGCGGCCACAUCAGCGCCCGCUUCGACCCCUUCAACUUCCUGUCUCUGCCUCUUCCCAUGGACAGCUCCAUGCAUCUGGAGAUCACUGUCAUUAAAUUGGACGGCUCCACGCCUGUGCGCUACGGCCUGAGGUUAAACAUGGAUGAGAAGUACACAGGACUGAAGAAACAGCUGAGUGAACUGUGCAGCCUGAAGCCUGAGCAGAUCCUCCUCGCUGAGGUCCAUACCUCCAACAUCAAGAACUUUCCCCAGGACAACCAGAAGGUUCGUCUGUCUGUCAACGGUUUCCUGUGUGCUUUUGAGGUUCCGGUGCCAGGUUCCCCAACAUCACUGAGCUCGCCCACGCUGACAGACGUCACUCCAAUAGCCAAUGGCUCAGCUGCUAAUGGGCACGUGGUCAAUAAGCCUGUCCUCAUCCCAAACGGUGGACCCAGCACUGUGGUACCCUUCAGUCCGGAGACACCCCUGGCCAACGGGGUCGCCAACGGUCACAUCACACCAGUACAAGAGAGCCCCUUCAUAGGAUACAUCAUCGCCAUGCACAGGAAGAUGAUGCGCACAGAGCUGUACUUCCUGUCAUCUCAGAAGAACCGGCCCAGUCUGUUCGGCAUGCCGCUCAUCGUUCCCUGCACUGUCCACACCAGUAAGAAAGAUCUGUACGAUGCUGUCUGGAUCCAGGUGUCCAGACUGGCCAGCCCACUUCCCCCACAGGAAGCCAGCAACCAUGCACAGGACUGUGAUGACAGUAUGGGCUACCAGUACCCAUUCACUUUACGGGUGGUGGGUAAGGAUGGCAACUCAUGUGCCUGGUGCCCUUGGUACAGGUUCUGUAGAGGCUGUACAGUAGAGUGUACAGAGGACAGAGCCUCUGUAGGAAACGCUUAUAUAGCUGUGGACUGGGACCCUACCGCACUGCACCUCCGCUACCAGACCUCUCAGGAGAGGAUCGUAGAGGAGCAUUGCAGUGUGGAACAGUCCCGCCGGGCGCAGGCUGAGCCCAUCAGUCUGGACAGCUGUCUGAAAGCCUUCACCAGCGAGGAGGAGCUGGGCGAGGACGAGCUCUACUACUGCUCCAAGUGUAAGACCCACCGACUAGCCACCAAGAAGCUGGACCUCUGGAGGCUGCCACCCAUCCUGAUUGUCCACCUAAAGCGCUUCCAGUUUGUCAACGGUCGCUGGAUCAAGUCCCAGAAGAUUGUCAAGUUUCCACGAGAGAAUUUUGACCCCAGCGCCUUCCUGGCUCCCAGAGACAUUGAGGUGUACUGCCUUCACUCCCGCAGCGAGAGUGAGGAUCUGCUGAGGGUCGGAGAAGACAACCUGUCCUCCAUCUCUGCCCCUGCCGGCUUCUGCAACCUCCCCAAAGCCUCCCCCGCCUCUAGCAGGAAGUCAGCGCCUUCCCUGAGCCGGACCAGUAGCCCCUCCAGCAGCCCCAAGACCAGCAGCGGAGGUCGCAGGCCAGGCCGGCUACGCCUGCCCCAGCUGGGCAGCAAACACCGCCUCUCCAACAGCAAGGAGAACUUAGAGGGAGUCGCUAACGCCAGCGAGGCCGAGCUACGGGACGGCUCGACGCAGGCGGACAGCGAGGGCAGCGCGGCGGCGGCAGCGGAGGGUCUCCACGGGUCAGGAGAGGCGCUGGCGUCAGAAUCAUUGUGCAACACGACGGAGGCGUCCAGCAGCCACUGUGACGUGGUGCUGAUGAACGGAGACAGUAACGGGCUCAGCUCAGACUGCAGCACAGAGAGCAGCAUGGACCCUGAUAACUCACUGCUGCAGCACAGAGACAACAUGGGUCUGGACGCCAUCUAUAACCUCUAUGCAAUAUCAUGCCAUUCAGGAAUCAUGGGAGGAGGCCACUAUGUGACGUAUGCCAAAAACCCCAAUGAGAAAUGGUACUGUUACAAUGACAGCAGCUGUAAGGAAUUGCACUCUGAGGAGAUAGACACAGACUCGGCCUACAUCCUCUUCUACGAGCAGCAGGGGGUGGACUACUCCCAGUUCCUGCCAAAGAUCGACGGCAAGAAGAUGGCCGACACCAGUAGCAUGGACGAAGACUUUGAGUCCGACUACAAGAAAUACUGUGUCCUCCAGUGACCGCACCUUUGUCUUCCAUCAGCCAGCACUACAAACAACCCCCCCCCCCCCCCCCCGCUCUCCCUUACCCCCGCACCUUCCCACCUAGAAGCACCCGAGUUUAGACAGAGCGGCCAUGCUCUCUCGUCUCUUUAGGGGAAGCGUCGCAUCACUUUCUACACUUGAAACAUUGAAAAAACAAACAGUUGAAACAUGGAUUGAGUGCAAACGUUUGCCAAGACAACAAUGAAGCCCCGGUAAAAGCACUAAAAAAUUGGUGCACUUUGCUGAGCCCGACAAAACAAAACCCCACUCCCCCCUCCUCCUCUUCUUCCUCCCCCCUGCCAUAACAUAACAUGUAACAUAUACUUGCAUACUCACACAUCUCUGAAUGUAUGCCAGUACAGCCCUAAGUCAUGAAGUGAUGUUGCUUCGUUCUGAUGCAUUGAUCACUUGUGAUGUCACAGACUUGAGUCCAGGUGUAAAUGCAAAACCAGUGAUUGGAUACAGGUUGAGUUUUAAAAUGCAAGGUGUUAAAACAAGCCUGAGUGUCACAUCUGAUGCCACAGCUCAGCAAUGAUGUUGAAAUGCGGUUUCUAUUCAGAUAGUAUUGGAUAGUGUAACAAGCUUUUUUUUUAAAGGAAAAAAAAAGG
Molecule: messenger RNA, 5534 nt
Organism: Scomber japonicus (chub mackerel)
Lineage: Eukaryota; Metazoa; Chordata; Actinopteri; Scombriformes; Scombridae
Gene: usp32
Product: ubiquitin specific peptidase 32
Exons: 34
Coding region: 94-4902 (1602 amino acids)
Biological process (GO): protein deubiquitination
Cellular component (GO): Golgi apparatus
Molecular function (GO): cysteine-type deubiquitinase activity; calcium ion binding
Source: RefSeq, a predicted model, not a curated record